Messenger RNA from Durusdinium trenchii, 1845 nucleotides. Lineage: Eukaryota; Dinophyceae; Suessiales; Symbiodiniaceae. The record is from the annotation of a GenBank genome assembly.
UAUUUGUUUUCAAAUAAGAAUCCUUUUGUGUCGACUCGGAGAUCAAGCAAUGGUUGCACCAUGGAUGUUCCAAGCUCAAGACGGGAGCCGAGCCGUCGGGGGCGAAGAGAGGAGCGGCUGGAGCACAGCGCUUCCAGGAGCGUGAGCGUGCGGGAACGUGAGUCCAGCUUGCAUAGCAGCUUGCAGCAGAGCCUGCAGAGCAGUGCUUUGCAACGAGAUGUGAAAGGUUUGGGUGAUGCACAGGCGCGUUUGGUGCGCGUCAUCGAGGAUAUCUCACAGGAACUCACACAGCGUUUGGCCAAACAUGAUCUUCAGCUGGAGCAGUUGGUGGAGAAGCAGCAGUCACUGCAGGAGACCUUCCGACAUUUGCAGACAGAGGAAGCAGCAUGGCGUCGAUCCUUGGAGGCGGAAUAUUUGAGGUUGAGGACCUCGGAUGGCAACUUUGCUACAAAGUUGAACUUCUUAGAGUCCAAGAUCCAGCAGCUGGAAGCCAGGCCUGCCGGAUUUGCAGUGGAGCCGAAGCCAAAAGCAUCUCAACAAGUGGAGGAUUGGCGACCACAUUUGGCGGAGUUGCGUGGGAGCUUUGAGACGCUCGAGGCACGGCUCUCGCAGCAACUCUCGCAGCAGCUGGAGACGCAGUUGAGUGGCAUUAUCCAAAUGCAGCUCCAAACACAUGUGCAGCCUCAACUGCAACAGCAGCUUCAGAGCCAGUUGACACAGCUUCAGGACAUUCCGGGCUUGAGGGAGACGGAGCUCAAGCACAUCUUCCAGGAACAAGUCAAACAGUUGGAGCAGAAGGUCUCUGAUGGCCAACAGACCCUUCGACAGGAAGCAGCCAAGCGGGAACAGCAUCUCUCAGACUUGCAGGAUGCAGCCCAACGCCUUGCGGAGACUGCCAUGCACCGAGCCUUGAACCAAGCAGCCCAGGCUGCCCAGGCCUUCUCAUCUUCUUCCGUGAUGCAACGAUUGCAGCUGGUGGAGAAUGAAUUGCAGAGCCUGCAGAGGCAAGAGAAAGAGCGACACAAGAGGCGCAUAGCACGGCUGGAAGAGGACUUGGCACAGUCGCCGAUGCCAUCUCCACUUACAUCUCCAGCUCUGUCGAAGCGAGAGGUAGGAAAUGAUGGGGACGUCAUCCAUCGCAUUGACGAGUUGCGAGUUCAGCUCUAUGCGGAGCUCAGUGACGCUCGGAACGUCGCCACACAGCUUGGCAGCCGAGUGUCGCGCUGUGAGUCAGAGAUUCUUGACCUCCGCAUGCAGGUCGCUUUGAAUGGAGCAGAGGAGUCACAGACACCUGUCAGGACGCCCAGCUUUGCUCAGGGCUCACCUACGGUUGAAGGUUGUCCAAAGACUCCGGACUGGGCUUCGCCUUGGCAAGUGACAGCAAGGACGGGCUUGGAUGGCACGUAUUCUUUGCCAUCUCUUCCGGCCCUGCAAACCUCUCCUACAUCCCCAGCUCCGUCACCUCCUCUGGGUGUGGAGGCUGUCAAUGCUGGUUCUCGACAAUAUCUGCAAGGUGUACCUGAGGGUCCUCAGCUGUCCUCUUGGGAUGGUGACAAGGCCGGUGCAAGAUCGCAAACGCUCGCCACUCUCUUAGACAGGGAGCAGGGAGUCCUUUUAAACACAACAACAUAGAAACGAACCUAAUAGCAAUGGCCUCCAACCUAAUAGCGAUGGCCUCCAACCUACUAGCGCUGAAGCUCUUGGUUGCUGACCUUUACAAUUGCUUUGAGUUCAUCGAAUUCCAAGUGCUAGGACUCUUCUGGAGUCUGUAUGCAGGAAUCUGGGCAGAGAAUCAGACCUGGAGUACUCGUAGUAACAAGUGCCUCGCCAGUAGUAACAAGUGCC